This is a messenger RNA of Volvox carteri f. nagariensis, 1500 nucleotides long. RefSeq lists its product as uncharacterized. Gene Ontology annotation, cellular component: mitochondrial matrix. The record is from RefSeq and is a predicted model, not a curated record. The transcript has 5 exons. The coding region runs from base 1 to 1500 and encodes 499 amino acids. Gene Ontology annotation, biological process: fatty acid metabolic process; DNA damage response. NCBI's taxonomy places the organism in Eukaryota, Viridiplantae, Chlorophyta, Chlorophyceae, Chlamydomonadales, Volvocaceae.
AUGACGAACCUGCUCUUCCAUCAGCUUGGCCAGCCGGUUAUGGCCGGAGACCAAUCUGUGAAGAGCGUACUGACAUCUCAGCCGGCCGCUAUCGUUCGGCCUCUUCCGGGCCUUACAAUCCUCAGAAGCGCUCUUUCUGAAGCACAGCAGCUUCAAGUUGCGUCGGACAUAGUGCUGAGCGGCUGCCUGGCGGAAGUGGAGGCAGAGGAGGGAGAGGAAGUCGAACCAGAGAAGACUGAGGUGAAGGAGGAGGCCGAAGAAGUCGCUGGCACCGGCAGCCACGGCAGCGGCCGCACUAAAGGGUUGCCUAAUCAAGCCAUGUUUUUCGGAGAUCUGCCACCUUGGACACUGCGACUUAUUAAGCUACUACCCUUAAGCGAGCUUCUACCCCCCGAGUUGGCGAGUCGGUCGCCGUCCUUCGACCAGACCAUCGUCAACCUGUACAGGCCUGGUGAAGGCAUUACAUCCCAUGUUGACCUGGCGCGCUUUCAGGACGGCAUCGUCAGUGUCUCCGUUGGCGGCCCGGCCGUCAUGCACUUCACGCGAUGCAGCAACGACCCGUGGGUCACCGCCAAUCGCGGUGAGAACUGCGCUGGCAGCAGCGGUGGUGCUGGCGGCGGCGGGAGUUGCAGUGACUGUUGCGGCCGCAGCGCUGAGGGUGGCGACCUGCGGGAACGUGUGGACGCUGCCGAUGGCGGAGGCGGAGAAGGGGACGGCGAUGGCGGAAGCAAAGCUGAAGCAGCAGCAGUAGUGGAGGCGCAGCCGCCACAGCCGGAAAAGCAACGGAAGCGGCAGGAAUGCAAUGAGAGCGGCGGUGGCGGCGGCAUCGAUGGUGACGGCAAUGGUGGCGGCGCUGGCAGUACCACCAACAGGUGUGCUAGCCAGCGGCAGGAUGCGGGUGUGUGGUGGUGCGGACCUGACCACUUGUGUGUGCUGCUCCAGGGGGGGGACCUGGUGGGCAUGGCAGGUGAGGCACGGUUCGGCUGGGAGCACGGCAUCCGUGCAGUGGUUUCGGAGCUCUGGGGCGAGGUCGGCUGUAGCAGAUGCGCAGCGGCAGCGGCGGCAACCGCUGCUGCUGCCACUGCGGGGGCGCCGGCGGUACCGGUGGCGCCGGCAGCGGCUUGCCGCGGCACGCAGCAGGUGGAGGAUGCGUGUCAGGGUUAUCGUCCUGCGGGCUAUUGGACUGGCGGGCUAUCGUCCGGUACGGGCACGGUUUGCCAGUCUGUGACGGCGGCUGAGGGGCGGCAGCUCAAGGUACUGUGGGGAUGUCCCGGAUGGGUUUUCCCGCUGGAGCAGUCGGAGGAGGAGGAGAAGGGCUUCAGGAAGGAGGAGGAGGAGGAGGACUUCAGGAAGGAGGAGGAGGAGGAGGAGGAGAGAUUGGCUAUCCUCAGGUGGCGGAGGCCCGACGAAUGGCGGAAGAAGAAGCAGCUGUCGGAAGCUGCAGUGCAGAUGUGGGGAUCCCGAUUCCCGACCUUGCACCGGGGAGGCCGAUCCGUGUAA